Gossypium raimondii (Peruvian cotton) is the source of this 1294-nucleotide messenger RNA. Its product is annotated as multiple organellar RNA editing factor 3, mitochondrial. Gene Ontology annotation, cellular component: mitochondrion. The record is from RefSeq and is a predicted model, not a curated record. NCBI's taxonomy places the organism in Eukaryota, Viridiplantae, Streptophyta, Magnoliopsida, Malvales, Malvaceae. Bases 59 to 1000 code for a protein of 313 amino acids. The transcript is spliced from 7 exons. Gene Ontology annotation, biological process: cytidine to uridine editing; mitochondrial mRNA modification.
GUCUACUAGUGUCGAAGAAACAAAGCUUAUUAUCAGAGAGAAGCAGCGUUGCCGGAAAAUGGCUUGCCUCAAUGCCCGACGAUCUCUAUCCACCCUUUUAAGCCGCGCCCUCACUGCUUCUUCUUCUUCUUCCUUUCCUUCCCGUUCUCGCCUCACUGUUGCACUCCUCAACAAAACCCCAGUUUUUAUCCCCGAAGCAACCAAAAUCCUGACCCGAACCAAGACAUCCGGGUCCGGCUACUCGCCUUUGAACGACCCAUCUCCUAACAGUAGUAGCCCACGACCAUCGGUUCUCCUAGAUGACAGUUCUUAUGAGCAUUGGCUUAUCAUUUUGGAAUUCCCAGAACGCCCGAAACCUUUGGAAGAAGAAAUGAUCGAUGCCUAUGUUAAAACCCUCGCUUCUGUUGUCGGCAGUGAAGAGGAAGCGAAAAAGAGAAUAUACUCUAUUUGUACAACGAGGUAUACUGGUUUUCGUGCUUUUUUCUCUGAGGAUUUGAUUGAUGAACUUAGAGAGUUACCUCGUGUACGCUGGGUUUUACCAGUUCGGCAUUGUAGCCAAGAUCAUUAUUAUGCAGAGGAUUUUUUUGUUGAUGGCAAAGUCCUUCAUAGACCGCAAUUUCCAUGGGUUGGCGUUCCAAAUAGCAGCCACAGAGUUGGAGGAUGUGGUGAUCAUGAGCUUUGGCUUAUCACUUUUGAAUUCCGGGAAGAACCUUCUUUUGAAGAAAAGAUUGAUUUCUAUGUUAAAACCCUCGCUUCUAUUGUCGGCAGUGAAGAGGAAGCGAAAAGAAGAAUAUACGCUGUAGGUGGUAGACUAACGAGGUAUACUGGGUUUCGUGCUGUUAUGUCUGAGGAGAUGGCUUAUGAACUUGAAGGGUUACCUCUUGUAGAAGGCGUUUAUCGGGAUUCAGAGGUCGAAUAUGAUGAAGAUUUUGAAGGAGGCAUUUGCUUGUUGAUGGAAAAAUUGUUCUUAGACCAACCUCUUGUAGCACGAAACGACUAGAGGGGGGGAAACUGCCGGGAUUAUUACAUUUCCUGCAAGAGCAGAUCCUUGACGUUAUUUAUUGGGAAGAAUCCAAAAGCAACGGCGGUGGCAAAAACUGAUCUCGUGCAGGAUGACAUCUUUUCCGAUAUUUAUAUUCGUAAUUUGGUGGAUUCAUAGAUCUCAUUAUUUAUUUUUUAAUUUUAAAAAUAUUUUAUUUAUAUAAUGAUUGAUAAUUAUUUGAAUUAUUAACUCGUGUUAUUUAGGUCAACAGAAGCCUUAAUCACCAUUCCUAAUAAAUAUUAACUUUAUUUA